CUGCUGCUUUCACACAGACACACACACAGUGCCGGGCUUGCUCUAAGCAGCUUCUGUGCGGCCAGCCCUUGAGGUGCCGAUGGGAAGAGGAACUUACAUCUGCAGUGAACCGGGGGCAAGCAAACCCCAGCAAAAACCCAUGCAUCAAGAUGUUCUUCACAGCACAUGUUCCCUUAAAGGUUUGGCUUUUAGUACACAUGGGAAUAGGAGUACAUUUUGGGAGCUCAUUUGCUUGCAUCAGUAAACAGGGAGCCAUGAAUGCUAGUGACACAGUCGUGUCAAAUGGAUCAACUGUGAUUCUGUCCUGCUGGCUAAACAACAGUGGAUCAUCUAGCAAUUUGCAGAACAAACAUACAAUAACUAUUUUACACAACCACUCAGCAGUAAGCAGUAGCUCUGGCUUUUUGGUCAGUGCUCACAUUUCACAGCACACAUUUGGGAGGCAGACGUUCAAAUGCCAACUGAGUUCUCGGCAGGAAAGGAAAGUGAUCGUAUGUGGAGUUUACGUCAAUGUUGGAAUUCCUCCAGCCCAGCCCAAAAAUAUACUCUGCAUUCAGCAUGGAAAGGAUGGAAGUACUAUUUGCACUUGGGAUAAAGGACACUAUACCUACCUUGAUACUAACUAUACAUUACAGCUAACAAAUGGAACCACCAAUGAAGCAACAGUAUGGAAAGAUGAAAGGAAUCAAAACAGCUCAUAUGGCUCAGUAGAGCUCAGAGUGAAGUUGAAUUUUCAGUCCACCUAUACAGUUGUCAUCAAUGCCACCAAUGGACUGGGAAUGGUUUCUUCCCAACCAAUUCAAUUCACAUUAACUGACAUAGUGAAGCCACACGCACCCGUGAACCUCUCAGUGGCAUUUGAUGGUUUUGAUGCAAGAAAUUGCAGCAUUUCGUGGCAAGAUCAACAAGAGGCACAACACUUUAGAUUAAGAUACCAACCAAUGAACAGCAACUCUUGGACCAUGCUUGAAAAUAUAAACAGCAGAAGAUAUUAUCUACAUGACCUGAAGCCAGAUACAGCAUAUGAAUUUCAGGUUUCCUGCAGGUUCCUGCCCAACAAAGGAUUAUGGAGUGACUGGAGUAUGUUGUUUCAAACAGAAGCAGUGCCACUUCAGCCAAUUGAUGUCUGGUAUUUAAUGGAAGAUGUGUCUUCUGAAAUGCAGAAUAUUACCCUUUUUUGGAAGAUGAGUGUAUUAGAAGUGAGAAGGAAAAGUCUUGAGUACAGAGUGACGUUUUCAGCCCUAAACCAGAUGCGUCAAAGAGACACGGGAACAAAUUCUACAGUGCAGACCACAUUCUCACAAAUCAUUCCUAAAACAGACUAUAACAUUACAAUUUGCUCUCACAACUCACGGGGAAUAUCCCAACCCAUUUAUAUCACUACUAAACUAGGAAUUACAGAUCUGCCACCCCCAAACCAUCUUUCUACUGUAUCACUGGGGAACGGAAGAAUCUCUGUUGCAUGGGAAGCCCCUAUUGCAUCUUUCCCUUUUAUCAAUGGAUAUGUUCUACAGUGGGCAGAGCUCCAUCACAGCAGUAACUUGAGAACUCCCAUAACCUGGCUCAAAAUCCCCAUCUCCAAUCUCACAGCAACAACAGAGAGCCUAAAGCCUAACACCUGUUAUCAAAUCAGUGUGUUUGCCCUCUACCAGAACAGAGCAGGAAGAGCCGUUUCCACAACAGAAGAUGUAUCAGCAAAAGUCCCAUCAACAGGACCUCAAAUUAACACAACAGUAAAAGAAAGAAGCAUUUUGGUCUCCUGGCAGGAAAUUCCGGAUGAUCGAGUGGGCUGCAUCGUUCACUUCAAGUUAUACUUGCAAAAGCAAUUUGUCAUGGUGCCCCCUAAAGUCUACGAUAUACCUAGCACAGCCCCACAGCCGUUCUCUGUAAGAAGUGUAGAGCCUGGUGCUGCAUAUGUUUUAUGGAUGACAGCUUCCACAAAAGCUGGAGAGAGCCCUGAAGGAAACAAACAAGAGGUUUACAUAAAAGAUGCACCCAGCUGGGGUUCUGCUCUAACAAUCUGCAUUAUUGUGGGUCUUUCCAUCUGUCUCUGCUUUGUGCCAUCCAUUAGGCAAAUGCUUUCCUCACUGCUUUCUGUUCUGCUUUGUGGGUGGCAAGGGAAAGCUGUUCCAGAUCCAGCCAACUCUUCAUGUACUAAAGAGUUCACAUCUGUAGAGGAUGAACACAGCUUCUAUUCUACACAGUUCCUAAAGAACCAGAACAGGGCUGAAGAGCCUGAAACUCUACAAAUAGAGGAGGUCCUCAUGAAGAGGCAACAGAUGCCAUCUGUGGAUGUGUCCCUCUUCAAACCCACAGAGGAAGGAGGAGGGAGCCACAACUGGCCAACUGCUGUCAGCUUCCAGGAAGAGGAUCCAAUUGUGAAAAACGUGGACUAUGACCCUUUGAUCACCAGCAGGACAGAUGAUGCCAGCCAGCACCAGCUGCUGCCUUUGUACAGAAAGGUUGGACCCGAAGAACCAAGUCAAGGCCAGGAAUUUUCAGUGUACCUUGCCAGUCCACAUGGCAAUGUAACAGUGGACUAUUUACCGACUAUUUCACCUGCCAUUAUGGACACUGGUGAAGACAAUGGCGAAUCUGAACUAAACUCAUUAUUUAUUUUCCAAAGAACCUCUUUUCUACCACAGACAUCCCCCUUUGGUGGAAAGCUUACUCUAGAUGCUAUACAAAUGGACUGUGAUUCUUUCACAGAGUAAGGCCGCAUUCGUGUAACAUCUUAUCCAGGAAUGCUUUAAACUUAAUGGGAGUAGACAUGAUAGGAUAUAGCGCAACAGGCCUUCCUUAAUCCCCUCACCACCUUCAUGUGAAACCUAGCAUGAGGAAGUUCAUGAGGACAAAGUCCCUUAUUUAGGUUCCAGCAUAAAUAUGAGGUAGUAAUUGCUGCAUUAGCUCAGUCACACAAGAAAUGAAAGUUAAAAAGUUGCCACAUCUAGAAUACAGUGAGAAUGUAUAUCAAAAGUGGUUUAAGAGAACUGUGGGUUGUAGCCAAGUUAGCCAAUUUAGGCAAGGAAUUCUGCCUAUGCAGCCAGACUUCUCCCCGUGUGCCCGCAUCUGCUCCCAAGGGUUGAGGGAACCCCUAGAACAGAUGUGGGGACAUGUGGAGAGGAAAUCCAGUUGUGCACGUCAAAGUCCUUAUUCUAACAGGAUGUCUUCAUUGGAUACAAUCCUGAAUGUGUAUGAAGCUCCCAAUUAAAAAACCAAACAGGUUGCAAUGCAGAGGAGUGUGAGGGAGAUGUUUGAUCCCAGUAGGACUUUCUGGCUGUUGGCUCUUCUCAAGUAGAAGCCCCCUUCUCUUCUCUUCUACUCCACUGCAUAGCAAGCAUCCAUUGUCCACAGUCCAUGAACAAUGUGGAUGUGAGGCAUUGCCCUUGCCUGUCAAGCCUAAAGAGGUAAUAUUUUGAGACUGGAAAACCUAAAGUCCAGCACAGGCAUUCAGGUCCACCAUCUUACAGACACCGUUCAUUGUCUGAGGAUGUAUCUAAAACAACAUCAUGAUAUUGUGUAAUGAUUUCCCUACACAGUCUAGAUUAUUGGGUUUAGAUGCAGGAAAAAUAAGGCCCCAAAUUCCUUAAAGGGUUGUGGUAAGAAUAACACACUACCAGGAUAGGAUACUAAAGUGACAAAAGAUACAAAUAUUAACAGAUAUCCACUGAAUAUCCUCAGAAAAGCAUCACUUUAUAGCCAGCUAUUAUGGUAGUAGCAUACCACCAUAAUACUUGCCUCUCAUCUUCUACAGGCUAUUAGGACUGCCAUCAUCUCUUCCUCAUCUCACACAUGGCAAAGUAGCUCUAAACACUAAAGUGUAGUGGUUAUUUGCAGUUUCCAUUGUAGCAAUAAUAAAAAUCUACCCAAAACAAUUUCUGUGUAAUAAACCCUUCCCCCCCCCAACUAUAGCAGCACUAACAAAGAAACAGGGAGAAUGAAUCAGUACUGCCAGAAAUAAAUGAAUGAACCAAUGCAGAUUCAGAGUUCAUUGUGUUAAUUAAAAAGUAGAGAAGAGCUAAAAACAUGGUUUAAUUUUCAAAUCCUAUGCAUGCAUUUUCAAGUGAUUCUCCAUACAUUUUCAAUGUAGGAAACCUGAAACAGAACCCCAUACUUUCCAAUAGACACCAGCAUUGCCUAGCUUAGAUCUUCCACAGUAAAAUGUGUUUACUAAAACAAUCUUACCUUUACAGCAUGCUCUCUCAAUUUUCCGCCUUCUUUAAAAUUUGCUAUUCCUAAUUUGCAGUUUCUAAAUGCUUGUAUGAAAUGCCAUAUGGCUAAGAUCUCAAUGGAACAACUCAGUCUCUGUGAUAGUGGAGCAGAAACCUUCAUUUUUCUUGCAGACAUGAAAUGAGUUCUGCAGCUAUUUAAUCAUAGGCACCUGGCAACUUUUGCACAACUUCAGCUGGCUCUUGUUGACAAGAGUAUCACUGCUACUAAUUGCUUGAAAGAAAAUUCCAAUUGUUGGGUGUCAGCCUCAGGUAAGGCAUGUGAGGCUCUUAUAGUAGUAAUGAAUAGUAACUUAAGGCAGGUUUGACUUGUUAUGGCUGCAAAAUUCUGAGAUUUCUACUUUGCCUUUUUAUAAAAAUUGUCAUUUUGACAAAGCAGCCAUUCCAGGUUGCCUGCAAUGCCUAAACAAUACAUUUUAUUAAAAGAACAAGAACAAGGUUUGGCUUGAAGCUCCAAACCUGAAAACUUGUUCCACCAGAGGUCAGUUUAUUGGGAUAUUGAUGCCUACUCCCAAGAUAUACCUUGGUCACUGUGUUUCUCUAGAGCAAGGCUAGCCAACCUCUCCAGAGGUUUCAGAUGAAAACUCACCAUCCCUGACCCAUUGGCCACACUGCUUUGGGCUGAUGGGAGUUUUAAACCACAUUACUUAAGGAUAACAAUAGUUUCAUCACCACUUAGCUUGCCUCUUGUUCUUUCUAGGGUAGGAGAUUAAAGCCAAACUGUGGUUUUCUUUGAGCCUUUAAAUCCCUUGAAGUGAGCUCAUGGGUUGCUCUCCAGGAAUAACUGAUCGUAAGAGCAGGUCCUUAAAACAGAACUUACCAAGUUGAAGGAUUUACUUUUUGUUUCACUUUGUUCCAUUAUCACUCCCUCUAUUUCCAAUUCACAUCUUUCCCAGUUGUCCUGAUGUAUCAAAAACUGCAUGAACACACACAUGCACAGAGAGAGAGAGAGACCCAGAGGUUUGCAGGAAUAGGGGGGAAAUAACUAGAAAAAUCCUAAGAGGGGGAACCCCAGAAGCAGCCCAAUGAGGACUUAAGAGGGCAUGGAGUCAUGUGUGUUUGAAAACAGGUUGGAGGGGGAAAGGCAUGGAGUGACUGGAAAAUGAAAGCUGAGGAAGAGACUUAUCACAAUGUAGACAGAAUCAUCUCAUUGUCUGCAUAGUCCUGCUUAACAAUGAGAAGCUAUUUUUAAAUGUUCGCAAGGACAAAGUGAGAGCUAUUCACAUAAAUCGGUGGAGAAAUAGAACAUUUUAAGGUAGCUGGGAUUGGAUGUGUGCUAACCUCACCCAAAAG
Messenger RNA from Podarcis muralis (Common wall lizard), 5522 nucleotides. It is a transcript of the gene IL12RB2, whose product is annotated as interleukin 12 receptor subunit beta 2. Gene Ontology annotation, cellular component: membrane. Gene Ontology annotation, molecular function: protein binding; cytokine receptor activity. Lineage: Eukaryota; Metazoa; Chordata; Lepidosauria; Squamata; Lacertidae. The record is from RefSeq and is a predicted model, not a curated record.